GCUCCGCACUCGGAACCGCCACCAUGGCUGCCUACAAGCUGGUGCUGAUCCGGCAUGGCGAGAGCGCGUGGAACCUGGAGAACCGCUUCAGCGGCUGGUACGACGCGGACCUGAGCCCGGCUGGGCACGAGGAGGCGAAGCGCGGCGGGAAGGCGCUGCGAGGUGCCGGCUAUGAGUUUGACAUCUGCUUCACCUCAGUGCAGAAGAGAGCAAUUCGGACGCUCUGGACUGUGCUGGAUGCCAUUGACCAGAUGUGGCUGCCUGUAGUGAGGACCUGGCGUCUCAAUGAGUGGCACUAUGGGGGUCUGACUGGUCUUAACAAAGCAGAAACUGCUGCUAAGCAUGGCGAGGCCCAGGUAAAGAUCUGGAGGCGCUCUUACGAUAUCCCACCACCACCGAUGGAGCCCGACCAUCCCUUCUACAGCAACAUCAGUAAGGUAUGUACAAACUGAGGUUUGGGUCACUCA
Myotis brandtii (Brandt's bat) is the source of this 467-nucleotide messenger RNA. RefSeq names its product phosphoglycerate mutase 1. Gene Ontology annotation, molecular function: intramolecular phosphotransferase activity. Gene Ontology annotation, biological process: glycolytic process. The coding region runs from base 24 to 452 and encodes 142 amino acids. The record is from RefSeq and is a predicted model, not a curated record. Lineage: Eukaryota; Metazoa; Chordata; Mammalia; Chiroptera; Vespertilionidae. The transcript has a single exon.